AUGGCCUUAAGAUUUUGUCGUAAAGUACAGACAAAUCACAGUAAGUUUUAAAUGAUAUGUUUCAUGAACAGUUUCCUCGGCUCUUAGUGCAUUUUGUUGAUUUUUCCAGAUAUUCUACCAUCACAGUCGAGGCAACUUCUCAAAAAUUAUCUACCAUGUCUUUCACGAGUGUUCUGUCUCAAAACGUCCUCUGCCAGUUCAGCGAGUGGAGUUUCCCAACCAAAAAUUGAUAGGUAAACAUUCACUUUUUAUACAUUCAAUGUGUUUUUUGUAUUUUCCGUGUGUAUUUUCCCUUUGCCGGCCCAGAAGGUCUAAGAAAGUGAGCUUCUCGAUCGAUCGAGGUACUCAACAAAGUCAAGUGGUUUCAAGUUACGUAACUCCAGAUGCAGAUGGAAAGAACAAUAUCCAUGCAACUUGGUUUUUCUUUGCUGGGGUUCUACGCAAAGUUUGUCUUCAUGACAACAAAGGAACAGAUAAGUAGUAUCUAUUCAUUUUUUUGUGUUUUUUUUUUUCAGUACAGUGCAAGUCGGUUCAAAGCCAAAGACUGGCGUAAUGCUAUUGAACAUGGGUGGCCCCGAAACAACAGAUGAUGUACAUGAUUUCCUAUUGCGACUCUUUUCUGAUCGAGACCUCAUGGUGUUACCAGCUCAAAGGUCUGUAGACUACAAUAAACAAGCUUACAUAUACUAUGUGAUCACUCAUUUCUCUUCCUAUAAUAAGAACACUUUUGAGGAGAAUGUUAAUCAGAUGGAGAGGAGAAAGUCGUUUACGUCACAUCGCAAAAUUGGCAAGCAAAGCAUGUUGAGUCGUAGUCUGGAGACCCGGGGGGGGGUACUUUGGGAAUUUCUGGGUGGGGAUGUGCCGCUGGGACCCUGGAACCCUUAACCUAUAGCAGAGCUAGUUCAGCUGAAUUUUGCUACGCUAUACUAGAGUAAACUCCCCAAAUCCCCCCUAUUUUAGAGUAGCUGUUUUCUAGAAACCACUGAGGUCACUAGCACAGUCUAGCCGAAACAAAACCUUAUACCACAGUCCAUAGUCUGGCUAGAAUCCUCAACUAACUGAUCAGUUUCCUGAAAAAAUGAUACCCUAUUCUAGACCCAAACACUCUGAUUUAUAUACCCUAUCCUAGAGUAAACUGCUUGAAAGCCAUACCCUUCACAGCGGUACAUACCUAUAUAGCCCAUAUAUGGCAGUACCCCGGGUCUGGAGAGGGGGAAUGGUGGCAGAGCCUGUAGACAUGCCUUUGAUGCCACAGAUCUGCUAGCACCAGCUAUUAACUUGUCAUUGAAAUGUCUUGAACAAAAGAGUUUUCUGCUGUCUCAUCCAGUUUUGUGCCUUUUUUGCCAGCCCCACUGUGGAGCCAAAUCCAAGUGAGGCUAUUCCUGUGCAUGAUUGCACUCAGGAACAAAACAGUAGUCCAUACAUUUUUUUUCCAGCAUUUGACAAUGCAAAUGGAUAGUGCAAGUUAUUAACAUGCACAUGCAGCAAAAGGUUAAUUUAAAUGCAAUUUCUUCUGAUAAAAUAAACACAUUUUUUUUCAAGUUGCUAUAUGUGUUAAUAAUAAUAUAUAUUUGACGCUUGUAGCUUUUAAUGGAUGAUUUACCUAUUUGUCCUUUUGCUUUUUUUUUCUUAAAUUAAUGGAUCACAGUAAAAUGGCUGCCUGGAUUGCAAGAAGAAGAACUCCUAAAAUACAAAAACAAUAUGAGAAAAUUGGUGGAGGUUCUCCCAUCAAAAUGUGGACUGAGAAACAGGGUGAAGGGAUGGUCAAACUGCUGGAUGAGAUGUGCCCUGAAACUGGUAAACCUUUCUUUCAUUCUACCUCAUGGUAUAAUAUUAUUGUGCCAAUAAUUAUAAACAGUGAAAGGUCAUUUCAUCAUGGCUUGACUGACAGAUCAAUUACAUCUCCAUUUAAUUGACCAAUCAGGUCAAUAACCAUCAACUGACAUGGUACAACCCACUCUGACUCUGAAGAUGACUAUGCAGUUUGUAUAAUGUAAAUGACACAGCUCAUAGUAUGGCGCAAUCCUAUCAGAUUUGAUUGUUUGAAAAUAUCGCGGAUUGAAGUCGGUAUAAAUUUGGGGGUAUAGUGGCUUUGUUUGUGCGAUUUGGCACAAUUUUUAUGAUGAAAGCAAAGCAAGAUAAGAUGAAAUGUUACAACACUUGAAUGACAAUACUUACAUUUACAUUAAUAUAACAAGAGAAAAACGCAAAAUCCGAUGUUACAGCAUUUACAACUAUUUAAACCUAAAAAUGUUUUACAAAUUUGACUACUAAUUGCAAAAUUGCAAAUUAAAACAUGAUACAACAAAAAUAUGAGGAGUCUGUCCUACUAACUAAAAGGUGCUUUGCAUUUCCAUUAUAAAAGUGUUAUUAUAAAAAAAAAAGAUGAAAUGUUUGUUUUAACAUUACUCUCUUAAUUAUUUUACCUAAAUGUAAAUCAUAGAGAAAUCUGGUCACCAAAGUGGCAACUAAACCAGAAUUUUUAGUUGCCAAGGAGAAAAUAUUAGUUGUGUUGGUGACCGUAUCAGUUGCAAUUUCGAGCCCUGCUAUACUUGAGGUUGUCAAAACUUGUCACAGAAACUGUCAGCAACAGUCCUAUGCGGGACUACAAUCACCCAGAUUCCACCUGGUUAUUAUGUAUUGUAAAAUAAAUGUAUAAUGAAUUUUUGUUGAAAAUUAAUUUAUAGCACCACACAAGUUUUACAUUGGAUUUCGUUAUGUGCAUCCCCUGACAGAGGACACUGUUGAUGAGAUGGAAAGGUAGGUGACUAGUUAUAUAAGAUUCAAUGUAAGAGUUGUUAUAGCAGCCAUAAAAAUCCUAAACGUUACGAAGAAAAAAAUAAGAAUACAGUGUUUUGUAUUUUAUCAGUAAAUCCAGGCCACAAAAGUUGAAUGCAAGUGUUACUGUUUCAUUCAUGCUGCGUUAAUCGUAAUUCUGUAGGGAUGGAAUAGAAAGGGCAGUAGCAUUCACUCAGUAUCCGCAAUACUCUUGUUCCACUACUGGAAGCAGUUUAAAUGCAAUCUACAGACAUUACCAGCAGAAAGGAGCUGUGCCAGCCAUUAAAUGGAGUGUGAUUGACAGAUGGCCAACACAUCCAGGCUUAGUUCAGGUAAAUAAGUAUCAAUAUGUGUUUGAUUAUAACUGGAUAUAUAAAUCCACUCCAAUUCUUCUCGGAAUUCGAAGGUUGUCAAUAUGAUUCUGGAAUGUGGUUCACAACUGAAAGUUUUCUGCUCCAUCCAUUUUUCAUGGCAGUUUCUAACAAACAUUUAAAACCUAAACAGUCCAAUACUAAGUUGAAUAUCCCUACUAGCUUGACUCUGGUCAUUGUUGGGAUAAAUUAUUAGCAAUUAAUGAAUUCGGCUUUCGUAGGAUAUGAAGAAUUAAGCAGAUCUCGGAGUGUGUUAUCCACCGAGGCCAAAAGUGUGUUAUCGGAAACACCCUCCGAGAUCUGCUUAAUUCUUCAUAUCCUACGAAAGCCGAAUUCAUUUAUUGCUUUAUUAUUUAUUCAGAGUAAUUCCUAUUUUAAAAACAUAGCUAAAACAUGCUUACCUGCAUCGAUGUUAAGUUCAUCUUCAAUAGUGUACGUUUAGGUUUGUCCAGCUCCGCAAAUAUUCUCCAAAUAGCAGAUGUUGCCCUCCGAGUUGUCUUCUUGCUGUUUUUGCUAUGUAUUUAGCUGUUAUUUCGCCUAGUUCCAACUGUAGUUCUUACUCUUGAAAUGAGUGAAGUGUCCUCCAUUUUUGUUUUCACAACCAAAACAACUCAACCUUGUCCCCAGGUCUUCUCGGUAAUGGUGCCUUAACCUGUAGCAGGCUGCAUUUCUGACGUCAUUUCCUCGUUAAACACAAAAUUCUUCCAAAUUUGGUCAUCAGGAAACUGGUUAUGGUGAAUUAUGCAUGUGCUUUUAGCCAAUCAGAAUUGGGGAAAAAUCUUAAAUGAAUAAUGAUAUAUUAACUUAAAAUCUAAACAGAACUUCACACUCUUGGGCCUCCUCUGCCAAUUUUUUUAGUCUCUUCCCCCUCCCCCUUACAGGAAAUGUCAUCAUUUUUGACAAAUAUGCCACUCCAGUGCUUUGUAUAAUGCGCUACUCAUAUAUGGAUUAAAGUGACAACAACAGGAAAAUUGCUUAGAAACGUCAGCGUGGUAUUUACAAGUUUCUAGUACUUUGCUGAGACUCUGUAACAGCCAAAUUCCAAGAAAUACAGGCAACAAAGGAAAUUCAAUCAACAUAUUUAGGAUUUUUAUGAAAUGAAUUUGUGUCAUAAAAUACUUCGCUACACAUGUAGCUUGUUUACUGAAUCUGCCAGGUGCAAAUAGCUUGUCCAAGAGAACACAUUUCUGUAUGAUUGGAAUGUCUUUGCAAUCCACUUAGCCUCCUUUUAAUUAUUUAGUGGUGGAUUGUUUUUUUAUUUAUUUGCCUAAUGUAGGCCUUUGCAGAAAAUGUUCAGGCUGAAUUAGCAAAGUUUCCUGCGGAUGCCCAGAAUGACGUAGUGAUUCUUUUCUCUGCCCACUCUCUUCCAAUGAAGGUAUUCUAACUCAUAUUUUUAUGUAUAAGACAUCACCAUGAAUGAAUUAUUUGAAUGUAUUAUUAGAUGAGAUUAGCAAUCCAGGCUUGAAUUUAACACCAUUGUAUCCUUACAUUACUGAUUUAUUACUUAGAUUUGUAUUUCAGUCGUAUCUUGGUACGUGUGCAUGUACAGUUUUAUUCUGUGUACAUGCAUUAUUUAUUUAUUUAAUUGAUGUGUACAUUUAUUUUGUUAAAUAACGUCCUAAUUUUACUUUGCGUUAUUUUCCUCACUUAUUUGUGUCAGGGACCACGGAGCAAGGUGAAAAGUGGCAGGGCUGACAAUUGAAAAUAAUUUUUUCAUAUUGAAAAUCGAAAAAAGGAAUAAAAUCAUAGUAUUUGAUUUGUUUCUGUCGCGUGACUUUGCAUACUUUAUCCAUUGUAUUUGUUGCUCUUUAUAGGUCGGCCAACAUACACGGUCAGUUCAGAUUCAAUGCAAGAAAAGACGCGAUUACAAUUUUAGUAUAGAAAAUACUACACUGAAGUGAUCUGAAAAAUUUCUAACUAUGGCCGUUCACUGUUCAAGUAAUGUAAUUCUUCUUGCCAUCGAAUAUUUCAUUGAUUGGAAAGGAGAAACUGACAAAAGAUAAAACUUUUAUCAACUCAAAACAACUACUCGCCUUCGUUUGGCUUGAAAAAGCUAGUAAUUUUCUUCAUUUCGUCUGAUAAAACUGAGAAAAAACUCUGCCGGAGCUGGAAGUACAAAACACGCUGCCGAAAGAAGCAAAGGGGUGGCCAAGGCAUGGCGUUUGAUCAAGGGGCAAGUUGGCCCCAGAGCACAAUUACCGCGAAAAGCACAGGAGCCCGCACAGGAGCCCCACAAAAUGCCUGGCGUUUGAAAUUAAAGAAAAUACAGAGAAUAUAGCGGAAUAUAGACGGAAAAAAACUUGUUUCAAGUCUUUUUUUUACUUUAAUUAUUUUUCUUUCUAACGCAAAAAGUGGGGGCGGGGGCGCAAAAAAGUGGUGGGGCCACGGCUCUACCAGCCCCUCCCCCUCCGCGGUCCCUGUGUGUUGUCCGUGACUGUGCUGGCAUUGUGGGUGGCUUCUUCUAAAAUGUUCUGCAAUUAUUAUUGGUAUAGGAUUUAAUACAAUUAUUGUGGAAUUGCACACAUUUUGGGCAUCCUAUAUAUGAACAGUAGACCCCACCCUUAGAAAAGGGGGGUGGGGCGGGCCUGGUCUCCAAAAACAUUUUUUCAGCCCUUUGGGCCUCAGUUUGGUCUAAAAAUAAGGGGGGAGGCAGGGUCUUAGAGCCCCUCCCGUGGAUCCGCCACUGCAUUAGGGUUCCAGAGCAAACAUCUUGGUGCUGCUAUGCAGAUGUUGCUAGCUGGGGUUAGAUAAAUUUUGCCAUGCAGGCUAGAUACCAGUCACCUUAACCCAGAUAAAUUAUUUGCCCAGUGAUACAUGGCUUGCCCUAUCUUUAGAUCAUUGUCAGUCUUUUCAGACAAUGCCUGUUUUUCAAAAAUAUGAUUUGCUGGACACUCAACCUCUCUAUGCCUUGUCUACAUAUUAUGAGAAACAACUCCGAUUUUCUAUAGGUUGUGGAGAGGGGCGAUCCAUAUCCUCAAGAGGUUGCUGCCACUGUUCAACGUGUGAUGGAGACCUUGGGCCACUCCCAUCCAUACAGACUUGUAUGGCAGUCAAAGGUCAGAAUAAUCUUAUUAUUUACCAAAGCUCUGUAUGGUUGCCCUUCUCGAAGGGGCCAGAGAUCAAGAGAAUCCAGGCAAAGUGAUAUCAAAUGCCCCUUCUGUCUGAAUCAGGUUAAUGCAACAAAAUGGAACGAAAUCCUGCUCAUUUUUACUUAGAUCAUAUCUCUUGAUCCUUACCUACUUUUUUUUAAGUGUCAUUAAAACACUCCCUUUGAACAGUGCUUCAGUAACUGGACAUUUAUUUUUGUUUUGCAAAACUUUACCUUGCCAUAUUUACUUGAAGGAGAACUGUAGCUCUUAGAAAAAUUUUUUGACUGGUCCGUAUUUGAUAAAGUUUGAUCUGUAUGCUUGAAUUGUUCCCCCUCUCUACGCUGCCUAUUCCCCCUCCUCGCGCGUCCCUCAUUUCGAGCUCUCAAGCGCCCUGAAUUCCCCCUUCCCUCUCCCCUUUUAACGCCUGCUGCGUAGGCUUCCCCUCUCAUAAAUAAAAUAUUUUACCUCUUAACUUAAGAAUGCUGAUCAUGACAAAAAUAGACCCGUUGUAUUGAUAUUUUUUUGAAACUAUAAUUGUGGGGGUAAUUGGUAAGUGUUUUUAUUGCAUUGUUUAGUAGAGCCAGGUAGUGGAGUCAUUAUGUUAUGUGUUUAUCGCACUGUAUCAUGUUAUGAUUUUGGGUCUUUGUUAGGUUGGUCCCAUGCCGUGGUUGGGACCUCAGACAGAGGAUGCCAUAAAGGGCCUUGCAAAGAAAGGAAAAAAGAACAUUCUGUUGGUCCCUAUUGCAUUUACCUCUGACCAUAUCGAGACACUUCAUGAGCUGGACAUAGAGUAUGCUGAGGAAGUAGCACAUGAGGUGUGUUUAGUGACGUACAUGUAACGCAUGAACGCUUUUCAUAACGCUUAACAUAUCACUAAUCCUCUAGCCUGCGUGCAGGCUCACUUAUGCGAGCUCGGGAAAAAUGUUUGGCGGCGGAGUCCCAAGCGGGAGAAGAAUGGGUGAUGGAGCCGCGUGGGAAAUUUCCAGAUCUGGGUAGUGACGCGUCAUCAGUGUGGAAUGUCUGCGCUCAUUUCUCAGACGUCACUUUACAGGGAAACCCGUAGUGGCAUCGCGAAUUGUUGGUUGUUUUCUCAGGCUAGGCCAGUGACAAAACGGCAAAUUGAGCAGCGGAGUUACGUUUAGUUCUUUCGCGUUCUUUUGCGUCCUCAUUUGUCGUUGCAUUGUCUUUGUUGUGGUUCAAUUUUAUGCUUGGUUUAAUUUUUUUUUUCAAACUCAUUAUCAUACAUUACCAUACCCCAAAAUAAAAGAAAAUAAAUUUAAACCAAGGAGAAAAUUAAACCACACUGUCUUUGUUAAAUCCGCCUAAUUUUAAGAAGGAGACCAUUAGAACUGAUAUAUCAACAGCCUCUUUUUGAGAUCCUUACUCUCUCUUCCGGCAAAAACAAGAACAAGAGGUAAAGAAACAGUUUUAUUCUGGCGGUAUUGUGGCGUUAUUUUUUUGCAGAAAGUUUGAAGGAACCAUAAGAACUGCUCUAUUAUAUGAGAAGAGAGCAAAAACGUAAUAUUAUGAUGUUAAUCUUAACUUUUUGCUUUUGCAGGCUGGUAUCGAGAACAUACGUCGAGCUGCUUCGUUGAAUGACAGUCCGACUUUUAUUCAGGUAGACGGAUAGAUAAGUAAAUUCUCCCUACAAGCACCCGCUGAGAAGUGACAGAAGAGCAUGUUAGGGAUUAUAAACCAUAACUGAUAAUUAUCACAACGACGUUACACAUGAGCAACAGGAACAAUAAAAAAUUAAUUCUAUGUGCAUCUUUGAUUCUCACACUCAUCAAGCUACAACUUGACUGGCACGUGGUCCGUAAAACUACUCUCGCACAUGCGCAUGCAUGCAUUGACCUUUUUAAACUAUUCUCUCAUGACAAUAAUAAAUAAUUUUUUUUGUUACUUUUACUCUUGUUUAGGCAAUGGCUGAUGUGGUAAAGUCUCAUUUGGACUCUGGAGUCAACUGCUCUCGCCAGCUUCCUCUCCGCUGUCCAAUGUGUGUGAACCCAACCUGUGGCCUCGCUAAAGAGUUCUUUCUCAACAGUGCAUUGUGAAAUGAUCAGAAUAGGGCUAAAUAGUAAAAACUUUCGCGCUCUCUCCUCCGUAAAGAGCCUUGAGCAAGGUCUUGACUGGUGGAAACAUAAAACUAAAAUCAAUAAUGGGUGCUUUCGUUUUGGACAAUUCUUGUUUCGUUCUUUACAGAUAGCAUGGGGAUAAAUGGAAAUGGAAAUUAAGAGUUGACGAUUGGCUUAGAGUAACUGAUGAAAUUACCACUUAUUGCUGAUUCGAGUUCUAAUGUUUGAGUAACUCGUUGUCAAACGUGGUCCUAUUAGAGAACUUUAGAUUUGAGGAUGAGAAGGACUACGAGUACGCGAUUUGAUUUAAUAUUUUUUCGCGUAUUGUGAGAAAAUACACACCCCGGAAAGCUUCAGUGUACUCUUUUUCACCAGAAAAGUUAGUACUGUUAUCUUUAUUGAAGGAGGUUAAGCCCUCUCCCGAUAACAAAAUGAUAAAACUUCCAACAUUUGAUGACUUGUUUCCGUCACUACAACAUUCUUGCUUAACUCUUGGUAGAAUGAAGACGGCUAUCACAUUUUCCGCCAAAAUCGCGUUGGUUCACGCGCACUCACUACUUAGUAUUGAGAAAAUCUAGUAGUCGUCCUCGUCUUAAAUCUAAAGGUCUCUAAUUGAAAUGCUUUACAUGCUUACUUCUGGUCUUUUUCCUCCUUUUUUUAGCCUGUGCCGGGCUGCAAGAUAGAAAGGAAAGAGGAUAGAGAAAAUUUGCACGAAAACCGCGUGGGGGCUGGUUAGAGUCGCGGAAGUUGCGGAAGUGCUAGCUUUGUUUUCUAUACCUCAUUCCGGUAUACCAGCUCCUGAUAUACCAUAUACCUGGCCAAUUUUGACAGUUUCCGUCAACAUCUACCUCAAUCAGUUAGCUUCGUGCACGCACAGUCAAACAAACAUGUCGUUUUUGGACGUUUUUCGCUCGCUGGCGUAAUCGCUGCUCGUCCGCUUUUUUCGUCUACUCGCUUUUACCGUCCAAGAGCCUGGCACAGGUUACCUUUUUCUAGAAUAAGGCAAGGUCAUGCAAUGCAACAGCACAGCAACUUUUCUCGCAUCUUUUGAAAACCUCGCACCUAAUCUACGAUGCUACAAAACAUUGUACUUUUGGAAGUAUGCGCGCAACAAUUCGUAGAAGACUCCAAAAAAUUUCCAUCCAACAUUGAGUGCUUUAAUGCAGACCUAACAACUGAAAAGCGACUGUGAUCAUGGUGUUGUCUUUUUUGGGUGAAAACGCGGAGAAAAACGGAAAAAUCUUUGUGCUUGGUUUUCAUUGAAGCUAAUUGACCUUGCGUUUGUGUGCGAUGUUGUAUCGUUUGCCCGCGCCUUGCUGUAGCCACGUUUUACGGUCAAGUGGUCAGUUUUGUAUUUCAUGGUCUCAGUAUUUCAUUUUUUACAUUUCUGCCUAGCGGCUGCCUCUAUUCCAAUUUCUAAAUCGAAUUAAUGUGAAUGCUAAGAGCGUUCUUUUCUGUAUGUAAAUGCAAACAUAUU
Molecule: messenger RNA, 9790 nt
Organism: Porites lobata
Lineage: Eukaryota; Metazoa; Cnidaria; Anthozoa; Scleractinia; Poritidae
Source: the annotation of a GenBank genome assembly